AUGGCCCCCAAGAUCGCCAUCCUCUUCUACUCCAUGUACGGCCACGUCGCCACUCUCGCCGAGGCCGAAGCCGAAGGCAUCCGAGCAGCAGGCGGACAAGUCGACAUCUACCAAGUUCCCGAGACUCUCCCUCAGGAAGUCUUGACCAAGAUGCACGCACCGGGUCAGGGAACCAAGUAUCCCGUCAUUGACCACCCCAAGACGUUGGAGCAGUAUGAUGCGUUUUUGUUUGGAAUCCCGACACGAUAUGGAAACUUCCCCGCCCAAUGGAAAGCCUUCUGGGACUCGACUGGUGGACAAUGGCAGACGGGAGCUUUCUGGGGCAAGUACGCUGGCCUCUUCGUCUCCACUGGAACCAUGGGUGGCGGUCAAGAAAGCACCUGCAUCGCCGCCAUGAGCACGUUGGCCCACCACGGCUUCAUCUACGUUCCCCUGGGCUACAAGACCACCUUCGCACUCCUCGGAGACUUGUCCGAAGUCCGAGGUGGUUCGGCAUGGGGAGCAGGAACAUUUUCUGCAGGAGAUGGAUCCCGACAGCCUUCGAAGAAGGAAUUGGAGUUGGCGACGGCGCAGGGUAAAGCGUUUUACGAGGCGGUGAAGAAGGUGGAUUUUGCUGGUGCAGCGUGA
Molecule: messenger RNA, 627 nt
Organism: Sphaerulina musiva SO2202
Lineage: Eukaryota; Fungi; Ascomycota; Dothideomycetes; Mycosphaerellales; Mycosphaerellaceae
Product: Allergen Cla h 7
Exons: 4
Coding region: 1-627 (208 amino acids)
Molecular function (GO): NAD(P)H dehydrogenase (quinone) activity; FMN binding
Source: RefSeq, a predicted model, not a curated record